UCGGGCUGCGGCUCCUCCCGGGGGCUGGUUCCCGCUGUCUCUGCCGCGGUGCGGAGGGGACACCGGCGUGACUGACGGACCGGCUGCCCGCGCCGGGAGCCGCCGCGUCCAGUCCGGUCCGCCUGGCCGGGCACCCGGGACCGAGUCCGUCCUCCGCGCCCCUCGCGCUGCGCCCCCGGCUCUCGCCCCUCGCUCUUCGCCCGGGGAAGAGGCGCUCUGGCCCUUCCCGGGCGGCGCCGCAGCCACAGCGCGCUCCCAGAAACAGGACUGAAAACAGAGUGAAACAGCUUUUCACAGUUAAGGAAUUGCUAAGAAGACAACAUGGGGACUCCUGGUUCUGGAAGGAAAAGGACACCUAUGAAAGAUCGAUUUUCUGCAGAAGAUGAAGCUUUGAGUAACAUUGCCAGAGAGGCAGAGGCAAGGCUAGCCGCAAAACGGGCUGCUCGGGCAGAAGCAAGAGAUAUACGCAUGAGAGAACUGGAACGACAACAAAAAGAGCACUCUCAUCAUUCCUUUGAUCGAAAAUGGGGACAGAUUCAUAAGUGGCUGGAAGAUUCAGAAAGGGCUAGGUAUUCCCACCGGUCCAGUCAUCAUCGUCCUUAUCUGGGAGUUGAGGAUGCAUUGUCCAUUCGAAGUCUUGGCAGUCACAGGUAUGAUGCGCUCAAGGAUAAAUCUUCAAGACUUUCAUCAUUAAAUCAUUCUUACAGUCACUCUUAUGGAACAAAGAAGAGAUCAUCUGGUUCUCAUAAAGACCCACUGAGUGGCCUCUACUUUGACCAGAGAAACUAUAGCAGUCUUAGACAUAGCAAACCUACCUAUGCCUACUACACUCGGCAGUCUUCUUCCCUGUACAGUGACCCUAUGGCAACAUCUAAGAGUCACAGGGCUUCCCCUCCUACAAAUUCUGGUCUGUCCAGAAGUGCCAGUCUGGCAUCAUUGUAUGAUGGUGGAUUAUAUAGCCCUUAUGAUUCUCGAACCCCAUCAGAAUACAGUUAUUACUCAUCAAGAACAAGUUCAGCCCGAAGCAGUCCUGUGCUUACCGACAAUGACACUGCAAGCAUUGCGUCUUCUGGUCAUGCCUGUCGUCAGCAGAGGGAGAGCAUGGUUUCUGCUGCUGAUUAUUUCAGUCGCUGCACUCGUAGGGGGAGUAUUGUCUCUGAGUUGGAUGACGUCAGCAUCCCAGAUUUGACCAGUUUGGAUGAAAAAUCUGACAAACAGUAUGCUGAAAAUUAUACAAGGCCUUCAUCUCGAAACUCCGUCUCAGCAACAACCCCUCUAAGUGGAAAUUCGUCCCGACGGGGAAGUGGGGACACCAGCAGCUUAAUAGAUCCAGACACCUCAUUAAGUGAAUUGCGGGAUAUCUAUGACCUUAAGGACCAGAUACAGGAUGUAGAAGGGAGAUACAUGCAGGGACUUAAAGAACUAAAGGAGUCUUUGUCAGAAGUAGAAGAAAAAUACAAGAAAGCCAUGGUUUCCAAUGCACAAUUAGACAAUGAGAAGAACAAUUUGAUCUACCAAGUAGAUACCCUCAAGGAUGUUAUUGAAGAACAGGAAGAACAGAUGGCAGAAUUUUAUAGAGAAAAUGAAGAAAAAUCAAAGGAGUUAGAAAGGCAGAAACAUAUGUGCAGUGUGCUGCAGCAUAAGAUGGAUGAACUUAAAGAAGGCCUUCGACAAAGAGAUGAGCUUAUUGAGGAGAACCAGCGCAUGCAACAGAACAUAGACACCAUGACAAAAGAGGUGUUUGACCUCCAGGAGACAAUUCUUUGGAAAGAUAAAAACAUUAGGGCCCUAGAGAAACAGAAAGAAUACAUCGCCUGCCUUAGGAAUGAGCGAGACUCGCUCAGAGAGGAGCUGGCUGACCUGAAGGACACAGUGAAGACAGGAGAGAAGCAUGGCUUAGUUAUAAUCCCUGAUGGCACGCCCAAUGGUGACGUCAGUCAUGAGCCUGUGGUCGGAGCCAUCACUGUCGUGUCCCAGGAAGCCGCUCAGGUCUUGGAAUCAGCAGGAGAAGGACCGCUCGAUGUGAGGCUACGAAAACUUGCUGGAGAAAAGGAAGAGCUGCUAUCACAGGUCAGGAAGCUGAAGCUGCAGUUAGAGGAAGAACGGCAGAAGGGCUCCAGGAGUGAUGGCACAGUGGGCGACCUGGCGGGGCUGCAGAACGGUUCAGAUUUGCAGCUCAUCGAAAUGCAGAGAGAUGCCAAUAGACAAAUUAGUGAAUAUAAGUUCAAGCUUUCAAAAGCAGAACAGGAUAUAACCACCUUGGAGCAAAGUAUUAACCGGCUAGAGGGACAGGUGCUGAGAUAUAAAACUGCUGCUGAGAAUGCUGAGAAAGUUGAAGAUGAGCUGAAAGCAGAGAAAAGGAAGUUACAACGAGAGUUACGGACAGCACUGGACAAGAUCGAGGAGAUGGAAAUGACCAACAGCCACCUGGCCAAACGACUGGAGAAGAUGAAGGCCAACAGGACAGCACUUCUGGCCCAGCAGUAGGGAGGCCGUCCUUCAGCCUGGGUGCUGCUGCAGGCCACCCAGAGGGACUGACACUUGGUCCAUUGACAUGACCCCCUUUCAGUACUGUUUGAGCUUUGUCAUUAAAAUAGCCACCUUUGUAUUUUCUAAUUUAUAAGAGAAUGAAACAGGUUUGAAUCUUCUUGAAUGAACACUCUGGAUUUUGUUUGUAGUUUGAUUCUAAGCUCAGAACUGGUCUGUGCUGUUUUUAUUUUGUCCAUAAUUUAGAAUCAAGCUUACCGUUUCCCCAGCUGCCUGUGCCUGGGCACUUGGAAGCCCAGCACAGGUUCUGGAGGACAGACUCUGAGUACUCACUGAGAUUCUUGCUGGAGACCUCAAAACACAAGUGCCUUCUCCACAGGGCAGUUGAAACUUCAGUGUUGUCCAGUGGUCAAAGACAUUUACCCAUGAUAUCAGAUAGCAUAUAUAUUUUAGAAGAAACAAGUUCACGGGAGGGGAAUAUAUAUUUCACUCAAAUUUAUAUCUUUGGUGGAAAAAGACUUUUUUUGUAAAAUAUUUAAAUUUAUAUAAGAAAAAGGUAAUGGGGAAUGUAUAAAAAACUUGCUUUAUUGCAUGGGGCCUGAAGUCCAAGGUCUAAUACUCUUAAAGUAAGAGUAGGUUCCUUAGUCUUCAACAUCAACUGUGCUGUUUCCUGUAAAGUAUUUCAUCUGCUGCUUGUUUGUGGAAUGAAACCUCAGACCAGCCCAGCAGGGAGGGAGGGGCUGGGCAGGCAGUGGGCAGUCUGCCUGAAGAGUCUAUUAAACACACCCUUUUGCUGAGCACAACUGGCUGCUGACACAUUCAUUUUGCAAGAGGAGCCUUAAAAUAAAUCCUGGCAACCAUGCCCCUCCUGUCUUAUCCCUCCUCAAGAAAAAAAUAAUGGGAUAAGAACUUUUGUCUAUUAGGAAGUUUAGUUUCUUCAAAGGUACCCAGGUCAAUUUUCAUUGAGUAUAGUCACUACAGAACCUGUGGUUCCCUUUUGCUCUCAGAAUUAAGGUGUUUUUACUAUUGUUGUAUCUUUAAUGUGUUUACACAGAAAAAGUACUGGCAAAAGUCUAAUGGAUUAAGGCCAUAUAAUAAAAUUAGACUCGUGAAUAAAAUCUUUAAUAUUUAUUCCCUUUAGAGUAAUUAGAGCUUUGCU
Condylura cristata (star-nosed mole) is the source of this 3646-nucleotide messenger RNA. It is a transcript of the gene LRRFIP2, whose product is annotated as leucine rich repeat (in FLII) interacting protein 2. NCBI's taxonomy places the organism in Eukaryota, Metazoa, Chordata, Mammalia, Eulipotyphla, Talpidae. The coding region runs from base 322 to 2487 and encodes 721 amino acids. The transcript is spliced from 28 exons. The record is from RefSeq and is a predicted model, not a curated record. Gene Ontology annotation, biological process: regulation of DNA-templated transcription.